GAAUGUUUGUAUGAAACUGUUGAUGUGGGGAAUUAUGAUUGGUGCGAUGACAUAAGGGUCACUAAGCCGCCAUAUGCUUGUCUUUGAAGUAUUUAUGUUUAAAUAUUUAGUAAUAUAGUUUAUGAGAGAUGACAAAUAAUUCUUGGUGAAUGAUUUCUUAGAGGAUCUCUUUGGUAGGUCUUGAAUUGAGAGUUGAGACAGGCCUAAUUCAACCCCAAAAGCAAGCUCAUAAGGUGAGGGUCGACAAAGUCUUUUUAAGCUCUACUUUGGCCGUCUCUCUCGUGGAUGUGAGAUCUCAUUAUACCCCUCAUGCUCAAAAGUGGACAUCGGGAUAUAUGUCUUUUUUUAUUGCGCUGGAAAUUCGCAAGACCAGGUUGAUUCUGCUGGGAAAGUUGACUGUAAGGUAAAUUGCAUUGGAAAAUCUGCAGAUCGAGGUAGAUUGCUUGGGAAUCAGCAGGCUCAGGUUGAUUUUUAGACCACGGUGGGGGGUCCUAAAUUGGAUCUAGGAUAGACUCUAAUACCAUGUCAUUACCUGCAAAGCUUAAGUGGGUGAAGACAUAUGUUUUAUAUUAUAUUUCAAACACCCCCUUAGGAAAGAACACAUUUUCCUUAGUUUGUUGGCCAGUGAUAGGUACCAAUAGUUAGUGGUUUAAUUAGUUAGUUGAUAGAGUUAGUUGUAAGUGUGAGAGUUAGAGGUUAUCUUCGGGAUCAUUUGUAAUUGGAAAUUAGGGAGAGGUGCUGUGACUCUCGCAUUACUGAGCAACAAAAUUGUAGUUUCAUUUGUUAUUUAUAAAUAACAUCGGUUCUUUUCUUCUUCUGCAUUGGUUGGUUCUUAUCAAGUGGUAUCAAAGCUCUAUCCUAGAGUGAGGGGGUACCAGAAGAACACUCAUAGAUUGCAAGAAAAUGGAAGAAAAGUUGAGGAAGUUGGAAGUGUGGAAGAGAGAGUAGAAGGCUGGGGAGGAGGGAGAGAUAGAGAGAGAGAGAAGCAAGAUUCAAGAAACGGAAGAAGGGGUGGAGAAGCUGGCUAGGAUAUUUGGUGUCUGACAAAAUCAAAAAGAGAGGGAGAAGAGUUCAGUCAUGGUGGGUGAAGGGCAUACAAAAGGACAAGAGCCACAUAUAGGGGCUGAGAAGAACUUAGGUUCGAAGGGGGACAAAAUUGGUCUUGUAGACAAGAAAAAUGGUGAAAGUAAUGAGUCGAGUCCUGAGUAAAAAAUCUUGGAGCUGGAAGGAAGAUCAGAAAUCAGAAGCAAAAGGGAAGUCUUGAAGACCAAGAACCAUGCUAGUAGAGAUAGUAUUGGAGAGAGACGAUGCAAGGCAGGUCAUUGGAACAGUACGAUGAAGUCAUGAUGGACAAAGCAGCAACCCUUGAAGCAUGGGGGAGAGGGAGUAAAUUGUUGUAGAGGUUCUGGUAUGGAGAAUCGCACCACCCAAAUGAACAACCUUCAAUGGGAGAAGAAAAGAAAGGUGAAGUUGGUGGGGUAUUUCAGGGUGCCUCUUCGCUCCAGAAUGUUGAUGUAAUCCUUGAAGCAUAAGAAUAAAGAGAAGAGAGAGGCUGAGAUUGCUGGUCAAGCGCCCACUGCCUAAAUCGCUGUAUUGGGCUGCGAGGGAAUUGUGUUCGUAUUAAACCAUAGUUAUAGUUACUAUAGUGACACUAACAGAGCUCAGGGUAAAGAGGGAUGCAGCCUUGCUACUCUAGAACCACGAGGUGGUCCAUAAGCUGACAACAGCACUUAAGGGAACGAAGUCAAUAGCAAAGACGAAUGCAGCGAUAAGUGUCGUCUUGCAAUGACAAAAAUGUUGAAUGUCGUCAAACAAGGUGACCAAGCGGCCACCGCCAAAACCGCUAAACUACAGCUCAUCCAUGGAGGAAGAUGGGAUGCAAUCAUGCAAAUAGUCACAAUGUUGUGGGUGUCAGCAUCGUCACAACUACCGGCCAACGAGGCUUGUCAAGUGGUUGGCGUGCCUUUGUUGGCCGUGACGAAGGUGGAGUUGGUCAAACGUUCAUCGCCAGCCAACACCAGUUAUUGGUGCGGUGGUAGCUGGCUCUUCACGAUGUAGUCAUGUAGUAGGUAGGUGUCCAUAAGAAACAAAGCGAAGAAGGCACAACAGGAUUGGAAUAAUAGAGUUUGGAUCAAUCUGUUGACUGCAUGGCCCAAGCCCAAAACCCUAAACUAAUGGAAUGGGUCUCUAUGCUGCCAACUAUCGAGUCCAGGUAGGAAGGUUAAAUUUCUUCAGCAAGCUUGGUUAUAGACAAUGGUGAGGACAUCUGCUAGUAACAAGGUGGUCUCCUUGACAGUGAAAUUGCACAUCUGGAAAGGAAGUUUUGUGAUUUUCCCUAUUUUGAACUUUUGAAAGAAUUGUCCAUUUCUUAAGCUUUACUUUACGUUGAGGACAAGGUUUAUACAGACGGAGUAUAGAUAGGUACCCAUAAUUAGUAGUUUAAUUAGUUGUGGGAGUUUUAGUUAGUUAGAGAGUGGAGACGGAGAGAGUUAGAGGGGAAUAGCAUCUUUGUGAUCAUUUGUAAUUAGGAAUUAGGGAGAGGUGCUAAGACUUUCAAAUUACUCAACAACCAAAUUGUAGUUUCAUUUGAUAUUCUUGAAUAACAUCAGUUCUGUUCUUCUUCUACAUUGGCUUGGUUCUUAUCAGCCAGCCAUGGUGCAAGCUUCAUCACUCACCUAAUUGGCUCUUGCUUGAACCAUGCAUAGUCUCACCUACCUUGUGCUUUAAGAUCAAUGGCCAGAUUGCUUGAUCAUCGAGGCUCUGAUACCAUCUAGACUUUGCUUAUUCAACCCCAAAAUCUAGCUCAUGAGUUGGGAAUCGCCCAAGCCUUUAUUAACUUUGCUUAGGCCAUAUCAUUAGUCGAUGUGAGAUCUCAGAUAGUAGAUUUACAAGGUUUUAAUUGCUGAAAAUUGCAGACAAAUGCAGCGGAUGUAGCCACAAUUUUAGUCGCAGAGACCUCCAAACAAUGAUAUUGCGACCCCAAUCACGGUUGCAGACCCUGGUUUAAAACCUUGAAGGUUAUCAGGAGUUUAAUUUUUUCGAAGGGCUUUCCAGCAUUGUAUAGUAGUAGACAUCAAAUCCAUCACCAAAGCAGCCCCAUAGUUGAGGAUGAACAUGAUCCAUUUUCACUGGUUGCUGAUGAGUUAUCAAUUCUUGGUAACAAGCUGCGAGAAAUGGUAGUUGCUGAGGUUCCUAAGCUUGCCUCAGCUGCUGAAUACUUCUUCAAAAUGGGGGUAGAAGGAAAAAGAUUUCGUCCUACAGUUUUAUUGUUAAUGUCUACUGCAUUAAAUCUGCCAAUACCCAAAGAACCUCCUCCUAUUGAGCUAGGAGGUACUAUGACAACCGACCUACGUUCAAGACAACAACGCAUAGCUGAAAUAACAGAGAUGAUCCACGUGGCAAGCCUUCUUCAUGAUGAUGUACUGGAUGAUGCAGAUACUAGACGUGGCAUUGGUUCACUAAAUUUUGUAAUGGGCAAUAAGUUGGCAGUAUUGGCUGGGGAUUUUUUGCUUUCGCGGGCUUGUGUCGCUCUGGCCUCUUUAAAGAACACAGAGGUUGUAUCUUUAUUGGCAAAAGUUGUAGAGCAUCUUGUAACAGGGGAGACCAUGCAAAUGACUACAACAUCUGAUCAACGCUGUAGCAUGGAAUAUUAUAUGGAAAAGACAUACUACAAGACUGCAUCAUUAAUAUCAAAUAGUUGCAAGGCAUUAGCCAUCCUUGCGGGGCAAACAGCAGAAGUUGCAAUGCUUGCGUUUGAAUAUGGAAAAAAUCUGGGUUUGGCGUUUCAAUUAAUAGAUGAUGUGCUUGAUUUCACAGGCACAUCAGCUUCCCUUGGAAAGGGUUCUUUAUCUGACAUUCGACAUGGAAUUGUUACUGCUCCAAUAUUGUUUGCGAUGGAGGAGUUCCCUCAGUUGCGUGCAAUUGUUGAGGACGGCUUUGAAAACCCUGAGAAUGUUGAUCUUGCUCUCGAGUAUCUUGGAAAAAGUCGCGGUAUUCAGAGGACAAAGGAGCUAGCCAUGAAGCAUGCUAACCUUGCGGCAGCAGCAAUUGAUUCAUUACCUGAGAGUGAUGAUGAGGAAGUAAGAAGGUCAAGGAAAGCACUAAUAGAUCUCACUCACAUAGUCAUUACAAGAACAAAAUGAAAGGAAACAAUUUUCUUUUUCUUUUUUUGUUUUGUUUUGUUUUACUCCAUUUGUGUUGGUAGCAAAGGGAAGCUCUCUCGCAGUAAUCUUUUUUUCUUUCUUUUUUGAAAGUCUCUGACUUUAAUCAAUAGCUAAAAAUUGUUUUGUUGUCAUUCUUCAAUUCAUCUAUUAUCCUUCCCCGAAGCCAAAGAUAUGUGGGGGAAAUAAGUUCUUUGUAGUAUUAACGUUAUCGUCCUUUAUUAAAUGUUUUUACUUCCUUUAUUAUUUUAUAUGAAA
Molecule: messenger RNA, 4418 nt
Organism: Lotus japonicus
Lineage: Eukaryota; Viridiplantae; Streptophyta; Magnoliopsida; Fabales; Fabaceae
Product: solanesyl diphosphate synthase 3, chloroplastic/mitochondrial-like
Exons: 12
Coding region: 3174-4142 (322 amino acids)
Biological process (GO): ubiquinone biosynthetic process; isoprenoid biosynthetic process
Cellular component (GO): transferase complex
Molecular function (GO): prenyltransferase activity
Source: RefSeq, a predicted model, not a curated record